Messenger RNA from Ostrinia furnacalis (Asian corn borer), 3278 nucleotides. Its product is annotated as cationic amino acid transporter 2-like. NCBI's taxonomy places the organism in Eukaryota, Metazoa, Arthropoda, Insecta, Lepidoptera, Crambidae. Gene Ontology annotation, molecular function: L-lysine transmembrane transporter activity; L-ornithine transmembrane transporter activity; L-arginine transmembrane transporter activity. Gene Ontology annotation, biological process: L-arginine import across plasma membrane; L-ornithine transmembrane transport. The transcript has 11 exons. The record is from RefSeq and is a predicted model, not a curated record. Gene Ontology annotation, cellular component: plasma membrane. The coding region runs from base 157 to 1962 and encodes 601 amino acids.
UGAAUGAAGUGCACCACUCUAAAACCUUCGGCAGUUAGCUCAGUGGACGCGCACGCGCCGGCCGUACGCGACUUGCCUUCGAUCGACACGCGUCUGCGUCAGUGAUACUUAUUGUGUUCUUUCCUAUGUGCUGGAACACCUGUUGAUUUCUUUAAGAUGGGGUGUGCUCGCAUCUUCUCAGCGCUGCGGCGCUGCAAGCAGCUGCAGGACGACGAUACGGCGACGCCGCUGUCGCGCUGCCUGGGCUUAUUGGACCUGACGGCGUUAGGAGUGGGAAGCACUCUGGGGCUGGGCGUCUACGUACUGGCCGGAGCGGUCGCCAAGACCGUGGCGGGACCUGCUGUUACUUUGAGCUUCUUGGUCGCUGCCAUCGCUUCUGCGUUUGCUGGCUUGUGCUAUGCCGAAUUCGCAUCACGCGUGCCCAAAGCGGGCUCAGCCUACGUAUACAGUUACGUCAGCGUGGGCGAGUUCAUCGCGUUCACGAUCGGCUGGAACCUCAUCCUGGAAUACGUGAUAGGAACCGCCAGCGUAGCCAAGGGCAUGGCCAACUACAUCGACAGCCUGUGCAACAACACCAUCGGCAAAACCAUGGCCAGUGUCGCGCCUAUCAAUGUCUCGUUCCUGGCGGAGUAUCCCGACUUCUUCGCGUUUGCGCUGGUCAUGCUUAUCACGAUCUUGCUGGGCGUGGGCGUGAAGGAGUCCACGAAGCUCAACAACGUGUUCACGGCGCUUAACAUGGCCACCGUCAUUGUUGUCGUCAUCGCCGGCGCCGUCAAGAGUGACCCAGCCAACUGGAAGAUAAAGGUAGAAAACAUACCAGCGGAGUACCGGGAAUCAGCGGGCGCGGGCGGGUUUAUGCCGUGGGGCGUGGCGGGCGUCAUGGCAGGCGCGGCAAAGUGCUUCUUCGGCUUCGUGGGCUUCGACUGCGUGGCCACCACCGGCGAGGAAGCCAAGAGUCCGAAGAGGGAUAUACCGCUGUCCAUCGUGCUUAGCUUGGUCAUUAUAUUCGUGUCGUACUUCAGUAUUGCGACCGUGCUGACCAUGAUGUGGCCGUAUUAUCUGCAGGACGCGGACGCGCCUUUUCCGCACGUGUUUACGGAAGCUGGUCUACCAGCCAUCAAGUGGCUGGUGACGGUGGGCGCGGUGUUCGCGCUGUGCACCAGCUUGUUAGGCGCCAUGUUUCCGCUGCCAAGAGUGUUAUACGCCAUGGGAUCAGAUGGCGUGCUGUUCCGCCCGUUGGCUGCCAUCUGCAAGAGGACCAAGACGCCGAUGCUGGCGACGAUACUCAGUGGACUAUUAUCAGCGACCAUGGCGGCGAUCUUCAACCUGAACCAGCUCAUCGACAUGAUGUCCAUCGGCACGCUGCUCGCAUACACCAUCGUCGCCACCAGUGUCUUGAUACUCAGGUACGAGGAUGAAGGCACGCCUCAGCUGGCGGGCGUGAAGCCGCGGCCGGAGUCGCCGGCGUCGGUGGCGCGGCAGGCCUUCAACCUGCUGGGGCUCAAGGAGCCCACGCAGCUCUCCGCCACUAUUGCCAAGUGUGUCAUCGUGAUCUUCUUCGUCCUAGCGCUUGCAACGUGCGCACUGAUGCGGUGGGAGGCGCCUUCGAGCGGGCUGGGCGUGGCGCUCGGAGUUUUGGGAGCUGCUUUGGUGAUUCUACUGCUGGUGCUGUACCGCCAGCCGAGGCACGACGUGCGACACCUCAGCUUCAAGGUGCCGCUGGUGCCGCUGGUGCCGUACCUCAGCGUGUGCAUGAACGUGUACCUCAUGGCGCAGCUCGACUACCAGACCUGGGUGCGGUUCAUCAUCUGGCUCGUCAUCGGUUACCUGAUCUACUUCAUUUACGGCAUAAGGAACAGCUCUCUGAACGAGAAGAGUCUCCCGGCGACGGCGACCAAUGGCAAGGCGGCCACCAACGGCAAGACCACCGAGACCAAGCACCAGAUCACCACCAAGUUCUGACGCGCCGGUAAAUAGGUCAUAGCAUUUACUUUACUUGGGGUGUAGAUCGAUGUGACGUCGAUACCCGUAGACUUACGUUAGUAAGUUAAGAAUUAACGUGCUGCCUGAUACAGGUAAUUUUGCCAUGUAAUUUGUGUAUUUUAAAUAAGGUAAAUAGUUUUAUAUUGACAAUCGGGCCACAGAGGUGGGUCAUGUACCGCUCUUGGCCUGCAAAUCACAGAAUUCAAGGUUUUACAAAAACUAAAUGACUAACGUUAAUUUAGUUAUCUUCAUACGAAUGGCAGUGAUAUGGAUGUUUUCGUCUUUGCCUCUAAUAAACUAGAUAAUUAAAAGUGAAAUAGAUAUAAGGUCGAUAGGAGUGAUCAAUGUUAGAGUACUAACUGUCGUGAGUUAUUUUUGUUUUCUAGUCUGUCUAAUGAAGGCCGCCAUCAAUAUGCGAAAAUUUGGGUGAAUUAGUUAACUACUGAUUACUUCGUUAUUUGAUUACCGAUCCCCUUGUGUAUUCGUUACACAGACUCUGUUUCAGAAAUUGUAUGGGGCAGUUGAUAUAGCCUUAAGCCGUGCCGUGUUCGACCAGCAUUAGGCAUUAGGCUUCUGCUAGUGUUCAAAAGAUUCUAGAAUUUAAUUCACUAAUUAGUUAUUUGAUAUGUUCUGUCGACAAUAGUUUACUGUUCAAACGUCGCUUAUUGUAUAGGAUUUGUAGACACAGAGAUUCUAUACAUGCAGAAAUUUUAAUAAUACAGAAAGAGUUUCAAUACAUAUUUUUAUAAUUUUUUUUCUCUUAAAGAGAUAAUAUCUGUGCGUGAUAUAUUGAAUAGUACUUACAGGUUUUUAAGAGAGAUAUUAUUUGAAUACGUAAUUAUUGAUCUUUUAAUUAAGAAUAUCUGUAAAUUAGCCAUAAUUGUGAUUUAAAUGUUAUAAUUUACUGUGUUGACAAUAGUUAAAAUAUGCAUUCGCUAUGUCAGAAAAGUCACGCAGUGUGUGACAUUUACGACGUUUUUGUAAACGUAGACUCGGAGUCAACAUUGCGCUAGUUUUAUACAAUACGGAAUCGGAUAUCAGCACGCAAUACAUCUGUGUUGAGAGUAUCUACCCUUAAUGAGUUGUCUGGACGCUGUUUCUCCAUGGUUUGUAUGGAAAUAAUUACGUUUGACGUCAUUUAAAGGUAGUGUUUUUCAACCAUAGCCGAUGAUUUUAUUUCAAAAGAAAUAAAAAUCAAAUACAUUUUAUGAGUUAUUGCACGAUCUUUUGCGGGUGGUGUGUCGUAGCGAAUCGCUAUGCUGCGCCAUUUCAGGUAAAAUCGUACAUAAUAACUU